Capsicum annuum is the source of this 1808-nucleotide messenger RNA. RefSeq lists its product as uncharacterized. The record is from RefSeq and is a predicted model, not a curated record. The transcript is spliced from 4 exons. NCBI's taxonomy places the organism in Eukaryota, Viridiplantae, Streptophyta, Magnoliopsida, Solanales, Solanaceae. The coding region runs from base 30 to 1667 and encodes 545 amino acids.
UCAAUCCUCUUUAUUCUCAGAUAGCUGCAAUGGCGACUUCAAAGACCAAAUUGAGCAUGAAACUUUUGAUUGACCUUAAAGCUAAAAAAGUUCUAUUUGCUGAGGUUGACAAGGACUUUGUAGAUUUUCUCUUUCACCUUCUUUCAUUGCCAGUAGGAGCAAUCACUAACCUACUGAAGGAGAAAGGAAUGAAUGGGUGCUUCCCUAACCUCUACCAAAGCGUGGAGAGCCUGAGUGACACCUAUAUUCAGUCUAAGGAUAUCAUUUUACGACCCAAGUGUCCUGUUGGAGUCUCUUCAGUUCCUCUUUUGUUGUUUAAACACUUGCCUACUCAAAAGGCUCUUUAUAAAUGUUUGUCCAACUGCCGUUAUGUCACUGAAGAUUAUGACUCUAACUGCCCGAAUUGUAAGAAAAGUAUGAUGUAUACUGUGAAGAUUGCUUCACCCGUGGCAGCCUCUACAAGUGGUUUUGUGAAAGAGGCGGUGAAAUAUAUGGUGAUGGAUGACUUGGUCGUUACGCCCAUGUCCGCCGUAUCUAGCAUUACUGCUCUUAAACACUACUUUAAUGUCAAGGAUGUUGGUGCUCUGCAAGAGGAAGUUGUACAUUUUGGAAAGGAUGAGGCGCUGAAGUUGCUGAAAUUAUCUUUGGAGUCGAAAACAAUUCUGACGAGUCUCUUUGUGAGCCGAUCUCCUGAUGCAUCCAGAAUACUACCUCUACAAGAACAUUACUUGCAGUGUGCAGCAGUGAGCAGCCCAACCAGAAUGACGACUUCUUCUGGUUCCAAACUGAGUUUGAAGCUUUUGAUUGACACAAAGGCUGAGAAAGUACUAUUUGCUGAGGCUGAUAAGAAUUGUGUGGAUUUCCUCCUUCGCAUUCUCUCUUUGCCAGUGAGCACUGUCAUUAGGCUUCUCAACAAGGAUGGAAUGAGUGGAUGCUUGUCUAACCUCUACGAAAGCGUAGAAAAUAUGAAUGACACCUAUAUUCAAUCGAAGGAUAUCCUUUCAAAACCCGCGUCUUCAGAUAAUCUUUUUAUAGUACUUGAUGAUGUUCCCACACAGGAGAAGAAUACUUUUUAUGGAUGCAACAACAACGUUGUACCCAUGACUUCUUAUUUAUGCAGCAACAACAACAACAACAACGUACCCGUGACUUGUUAUGGAUGCAACAACAACGUACCCAUGACUUCUUAUGGAUGCAACAACAACAACAACGUACCCAUGACUUCUUAUGGAUGCAACAACAACAACAAGAACGUACCCACGCAUAUGGGGCAUUAUGGACAAAACUACACUAUUUUUUAUUCCUGUUCCACGUAUGUGACCGAGGACCCUAAUGCUAUCUGUCCAAAUUGUGGAAAAUGUAUGUCAAAGAAGUUGAAUUAUAUUGCUUCUCGGGGAGUGAAGGGAGCUGUGGCUACCAAAGGUGGAUUUGUCAAGGAAGCGGCGACAUACAUGGUGAUGGAUGACUUGGUGGUUAAGCCUAUGUCAACCAUAUCUAGCAUUACACUUCUCAGCAAGUUUAAUAUCCAGAAUGUGAGUGUAUUGCAGGAGAAAGUGGUAUAUUUAGGAAUGAAAGAGGCCCUGAAAAUGCUGAAGGCAUCGUUUCAGUCAAACACAGUUCUCACAAGUGUUUUCAUGAGCGGUACCAAGCGGAGUAGAACAGAAUAAAACAGAGAAUAAGCUAUAUGACAUAAUGGAGUUGGAUGUUCCAGUUUAUAUUUUUGGUCCUCUUAGAGGUUUCCUUUGCUUUGUAGGUUCUGUUAGGCAUUGCUUAUAAAUCUUAGUGCUACUUUGUUUAGUUUGGGAUUC